AUGGCAUACUCUGCUUAUUGUGAUUACCCAACGUUGGUAUCUUGGAAUUGUGAGUACUGUAACACUGAUAAGAAUCUUGGUAAGAUUGUGCCAAAGUAUUAUGCCAUCAAAACCACUUCCAACGGAUUCGCAUUGGUUGCACAGAGGGACAACACAAUUAUUGUGUCAUUUAGAGGCACUCAACCUACAAACCUGGACAAUCUAUUUACUGAUCUUAAGAUGAUCAUGGUUCCAUUCAAUGACACCAAACCUGAUGUCAAAGUACAUUCUGGAUUCCUCAAAUUAUACUUGGACCUUAAACCACAGGUUGAAAGUGCUAUUAGAUCAUUAAUGGAAGCCUGCCCACAUUGUGAUCAUUUGGAAGUAACUGGACACUCUUUGGGAGGUUCAUUGGCAACUCUGAUGGUCUAUGAUUUAUAUCCAUCAGUGUUUAACAAGAAACUCAGCUUCUACACCUUUGGAUCACCAAGAGUUGGAAAUCAAGAGUUUGUCAAUGACUUUGUUGCCAAGAUUGGAGAUAACAUUAAUCAUAUUUGGAGAAUGGUGGAGGGUACAGAUAUCAUCCCACAAUUUCCUCAGUAUCUCUUAGGAUACAGACAUUUGCCACAUGAGGUCUGGUUGGAGAAAGAGGGUGGUAUCAAGAAUAUUUGUUUGGGUAUCGAUGAGGAGAAAUGUCAAAGAUCUCUACCAUUUAUCAGACUUGGAAUCAGAGCUCAUUCCAACUACUUUGGUAUCAGUUCAAUGUUUUGUGACAAGAGUGAUUAUCCCAUCCUCUCAAUUGGAAAAUAA
This is a messenger RNA of Acytostelium subglobosum LB1, 789 nucleotides long. RefSeq lists its product as hypothetical. Lineage: Eukaryota; Evosea; Eumycetozoa; Acytosteliales; Acytosteliaceae. Gene Ontology annotation, biological process: lipid metabolic process. Bases 1 to 789 code for a protein of 262 amino acids. The record is from RefSeq and is a predicted model, not a curated record. The transcript has 3 exons.